CAGCACUUUCAUGGGCAACAAAUAACAACUUCUUGCUGCUACAAAUUUUCUUCUCCUCCUCUAUCUCCUUAGAUCUUCCCUUUCUAGGGGUUGCUUUUAACCCUAAAUUCCAGCCCAAUCCCUCCUGUUUAUCCUCCUCCGUAACCAACUGGCAAUCUCUUUCAGAGUGCCCCAUGAUACCACAAGCAAAACAGAAGAAAGGUAGUCGUUCAUACGCAAAAUCAAUUUGAAUCAUCCUGCCUUGUUUAUCCUUUAUCCAUCUAAAUCUCCUAAGAGGUUUGGUAACAUCAAGCAUUACACACACCCUUCGAUAACGCCCAAUCCCCAACAUAUCAGCCUCUAUUUCAAUAAUGUCGCCCAUAUUUCCAAUCAAAGUACGUAAAAUAUCAUCGGAUCGAUAACUAAAGGGAAGGUUUUUUAUACGUACCCAAAACGGAGAACGGUUGAUAAUUACUCGAUCAGGUUGCUCCUCUCCAUCAGCUUCCUUCAAAAGAAUUAACAUAUUGUCGAAGCACCAUGGUCGACCAUCCAUGACCUUCUUGAGAUCCUUCCAAUGAAAAAAUUGGAAGGCAUAUAAAUUAGGGCUUAACACCCUAAUCACCAGAUCAUGAGAGGGAGCCCAUACAGUUGUGAUAGUACGUUUGAAAGCUUCGAUGUUGUAUGAUCUUUCAGUCAAUAUGCGCCCUAAAAGAAGUAGGGCAAGUUUAUCGUCAUUAGUAUUAGGGUUGAGAACUUCAAAAUCCAAAAUCGUCUCUUCUUCAUCAUCUAGUCGCAGUUUCGAACAGAUUUGUGUGAUUUCCUCGGUCAUUGCCAAGGAAUUGAUGCCUCUCUUGGCUUAUAUAAUAGAGAUUAAUUAACGCAAAACCCAAAAUACCAGGAACUACUUACUACUGUUCAUAUAAAUACAACGCAAACAAACCCCAAUUUCAGAAUUUUAAGAUUUACUAGAGAGAGAAAAGAGCGAGCAAGAAUUAGCGUGUUAGAGAGAGAAACAAACAAGUUGAUGAUUCUUUCUUUCUUCUUCAAAGAAAUCUGAGAAUUGAAGAAAGAAAUGACAAUGAGUGGAUCAAUGGAUGUUUCUGCUAAAGAAGGUGAAGUUUCUGACAAGGGUAGUAACAACAAUUUAAGAGAGCUUAUGAAUGAAUUGUACAAUCUAAUUUUGGAGAUCAUUGCUGCUGCUGAUGAAGUUAAUAGCGGGGGUGAUAAUAAUGAAGCAAUUCUGGGUAAAAUUCUUAAAGCAUUUCAAGCAUUAAGUGCAUUGGGAGUGUUAUUGAAGAAGCAAAAACAUGUUGAUGAUUUCGUUUUUCCUGAUGAAUUUUGUUGCCCAAUUUCUAUGGAACUUAUCAAAGACCCUGUUGUUCUGUCUACUGGUGUGACUUAUGAUCGGCCAUAUAUUGAGAAAUGGCUUAAAGAUGGGAAUCGAAUUUGUCCUCAGACCCAACAGGUGCUUUCUAAUUUUGAGCUCUUCCCAAACCAUUUAAUCCGUGAGCUGAUAAAACAAUGGUGCAUGAGUCGUGGAUAUGAAGUCCCUUCACCAGUUCAGGAUAUCAAGGUUGGAUCAUUAACUGAUGCUGAUCGAAAGCAUAUAAGUUCUCUGUUGCAGAAGCUGUCUUCAAGUCUUUCUGAUCAAAAGGAAGCUGCAAAAGAGAUCCGAAAGUUGACCAAGCAAUUGCCAUCUUCUUGCUCCUUCUUUGGGGAGUCCAUCGGUGCCAUGCUACAGUUGUUGAGCCCUCUCACAUCUCCAAAAACCUGUGAGGAACACCCGGAUCUUCAUGAGGAUCUUAUAACAGCUGUAUUGAAUAUUUCUAUACCUGAUGACAACAAGCAGGCUAUUGUUAAAUGUGCAAGUGUUAUUCCUUUACUCAUUGAAUCCUUGAAACUUGGGACCAUGGAAACAAGAACCAAUGCUGCUGCUGCUCUAUUUUCUUUGUCAGCACUUGAUGAUAACAAAGUUGCUAUUGGACAACUAGGUGCUUUGAAGCCUUUGCUUGACCUACUGGAACAAGGAGAUCGAUCAGCCAUGAAAGAUGCGGCUUCUGCAAUCUAUAACCUGUGUAGACAGAGGGAGAACAGGGGCCCUGCUGUUAAAGAUGGAGCUCUAAAAGUGAUAAUAGGAAAGAUCAAAGAGCGUGUGUAUGUCUCUGAGAUGCUGGCAAUCCUUGCUCUUCUGUCAGCCAGUCGUACAGCUAUCGAUGAGCUUGAGAAGCUCAAUUCAUUGGACUGCUUGCUAAGUAUAAUAAGGGAAAGUGAUUCUGAGACUGACAAGGAAAACUGCACUGUGGUUUUGCAUGACUUCUGCAACUAUAGUCGUUAUGCACGGAAGGAUAUUCGGGAAUAAAAAGUAAAUGGAACAAUUCUGAAGAUGGCAGAGACUGGAACUUCAAGGGCAAAAAGGAAGGCUAAUGCUAUUUUGGAUAGGGUGAGGCCGAGCAAGCACAUUAGCUACACCCGUACUAAUUGAAGAUUUACGACAAGUUUCCCAAGAGAGUUCAUGUACAUAUUGCUUCCUUGGUCGGUUGCUGUAUACAAAUCAGUCAGUUCUGUUACCUGUAAAAUCAAAACUACAUACUAUACUUUGGGGUUAAAAUGGGGGUAAGUUCGUUCUGCUCUCAAUACUUUUAGCAAUGUACAGUGCUGCUACAAGUUUUGGUCUCCAUUCAUUUUGAAUAAGAAUGGUAUAUCUGUGAUCAGAAGUGUAAAAAAUUAGAUCAUUUUUGGUAAUCAAUUGAAAUAACUCUUCUUUUUGGUCCUUAAA
Messenger RNA from Beta vulgaris subsp. vulgaris (sugar beet), 2755 nucleotides. RefSeq names its product U-box domain-containing protein 9. The record is from RefSeq and is a predicted model, not a curated record. Gene Ontology annotation, biological process: protein ubiquitination. Gene Ontology annotation, cellular component: nucleus; cytoplasm. Lineage: Eukaryota; Viridiplantae; Streptophyta; Magnoliopsida; Caryophyllales; Amaranthaceae. Gene Ontology annotation, molecular function: protein binding; ubiquitin-protein transferase activity.